AUGAGAAUUGUUCAGCUAAGACGAAACCGUCUUUUUAGUAUUAUUAUCUGUAGUAUAUUUGUUCUUUAUACACUAUAUAUUGUUAUCAACUUUUUUUCUGAUAAAUCUAUCAAUAAUUUUAAAGAAUAUUGGUCAGAAAGUUUAAAGGUUAAACAGGAGCCAUUUCUAGCAAAGGACUUAGGUAACUUUGAACCAAAACAUGUAUUAAUUAAAAGUGGACCUGGUGAAAGAGGUAAACCUUACAUUCUUAGAGAAGACCAACAAAAUGAUAUUAUACAAUCAGAAAUAGAUUAUGGCAUGAACAUGGUAUGUUCUGAUGAAAUUUCAUUGGAUAGAUCAAUACCUGAUACAAGAAUGCCUGAAUGUAAACAUUGGAAUUAUCCAGAAACACUUCCAAAAACUAGUGUAAUUAUAGUAUUUCACAAUGAGGGUUGGUCAGUACUCAUGAGAACUGUUCAUAGUGUGAUAAAUCGUACUCCUCCUCAAUAUUUGGAAGAAAUUUUACUUGUAGAUGAUUUUUCUGAUAAAGAUAAUUUAAAGGGAAAUUUAGAUUCCUACAUAGAACAAUGGGGAGACAUAGUUAAAAUAAUAAGAAAUGAUAGAAGAGAGGGUUUAAUAAGGACAAGAUCAUAUGGUGCACGUGAAGCUAAGGGUGAAGUCAUAGUGUUUUUGGAUGCACACUGUGAAGUUAAUAUUAAUUGGUUACCACCUCUUUUAGCUCCAAUAGCUGCUGAUAGAACUGUAAUGACAGUUCCCAUUAUUGAUGGUAUUGAUCACAAGACUUUUGAAUAUCGUCCUGUAUACCAAGAAGGACAUCUGUAUCGGGGUAUAUUUGAAUGGGGAAUGUUGUAUAAAGAAAAUGAACUGCCUGCAAGAGAGAAAAAAACACGACCUUAUAACAGCAUGCCGUACAAGUCUCCUACUCAUGCCGGUGGUUUGUUUGCUAUAAAUCGGGAAUACUUUUUGUCGUUGGGUGGAUAUGACGAUGGAUUAUUUAUUUGGGGUGGUGAAAAUUUUGAAUUAUCGUUUAAAAUAUGGCAGUGUGGAGGAAGUAUUCUUUGGGUACCAUGUUCACACGUUGGUCAUGUAUAUAGAGGGUUCAUGCCUUAUACAUUUGGUAAAUUGGCACAAAAAAAAAAAGGACCAUUAAUAACUAUAAAUUACAAGAGAGUUGUUGAAACUUGGUUUGAUGAUAAAUACAAGGAAUUCUUUUAUACAAGGGAACCACUAGCACAAUUGCUUGAUCAUGGUGAUAUAUCAGAGCAGUUGGAGUUUAAGAAACGAAAAAGAUGUAAAAGCUUUCAGUGGUACAUGGAAAAUGUGGCUUAUGAUGUUUUCGAUAAGUUCCCUGAAUUACCGCCUAAUAUUCACUGGGGAGAGUUGCGAAAUGUAGCAACAGGAACAUGUUUGGAUACAAUGAGCCAUUCUCCUCCUAGUUUAAUGGCUACAACUGAGUGUCAUGGAUUUGGCAAUAAUCAGUUAAUUAGAUUAAACGCGAAAGGUCAAUUAGGUGUUGGAGAACGAUGCAUAUCUGCUGACAACCAAGGAGUGAAAUUCGUAUUUUGCCGUUUAGGGACUGUAGAUGGUCCAUGGCAAUAUGAUGAAAAGACAAAAACUCUUCUACAUAGAGUACACAAAAAGUGCAUGGCACUUCAUCCUCAAACUCAACAAUUAUCACUAAUGCCAUGUGAUAUUAAUAAUACAUAUCAGCAGUGGUCUUUCCAUCAAAUUCAUCCACAAUGGUGAAAAAACGUAAGUACUGGUGCUGUUUGCAUAUGAAGUGUACUAUGCCAGUCAAAGACUUUUGGCAAAACUUUACCUAUGCAUUAACUAUUCUUCUUUUAUACAACAAAUAAUAAUUAAGACACAUUUUUUUCUAUCAUAAAUGGUUCAAACAUUUGUGCAAACUCAAA
Molecule: messenger RNA, 1913 nt
Organism: Eufriesea mexicana
Lineage: Eukaryota; Metazoa; Arthropoda; Insecta; Hymenoptera; Apidae
Gene: Pgant7
Product: N-acetylgalactosaminyltransferase 7
Exons: 10
Coding region: 1-1746 (581 amino acids)
Biological process (GO): protein O-linked glycosylation
Cellular component (GO): Golgi apparatus
Molecular function (GO): polypeptide N-acetylgalactosaminyltransferase activity
Source: RefSeq, a predicted model, not a curated record